CAAACUCUUAGCCCCCGCCUCCCCGAAACCAAAACACAACAAGCUCUGGAGGAGCCGCGGCGGGGCGGGCGGACUCGCGCCGGCACAGAGCCUCGGGAGGCUGAUGCAACUUUCCCUUUAAGAAAGCCACCUGGGCGCACCGCGGUGCGGACCCAGCACGCCUGGGCUGGGGGCUGCAGCAUGCUCUUGAGGUCCGUGGUCUAAAAGGUGCUGGAAGCAGAACUUGUAAGUGUGAUCUGGUCUUCAGAGACCCCAAACCACUGCCACCAUGGUAGGAAAAGGUGCCAAAGGGAUGUUGGCCAGAGUGACUGCUGUCCUUGAAGAUGUCUCUUUCAAGCUGAGGGUCAGCGUUACACUGCUGCUUCUCAGAGGCCAUGUUGCUUCUUCCCUGAUCCAGAAUGGUGCUGUGCCCAGCGAGGCCACCAAGAGGGACCCGAACCUCACACGGGGAAACUGGGGCAACCAGAUCGAGUUUGUACUGACGAGCGUGGGCUAUGCCGUGGGCCUGGGCAAUGUCUGGCGCUUCCCAUACCUCUGCUAUCGCAACGGGGGAGGCGCCUUCAUGUUCCCCUACUUCAUCAUGCUGAUAUUCUGCGGGAUUCCUCUCUUCUUCAUGGAGCUCUCCUUUGGCCAGUUUGCAAGCCAGGGCUGCCUGGGGGUAUGGAGGAUCAGCCCAAUGUUCAAAGGCGUGGGCUAUGGCAUGAUGGUGGUAUCCACGUAUAUUGGCAUCUACUACAAUGUGAUCAUCUGCAUCGCCUUCUACUACUUCUUCUCCUCCAUGACACACGUGCUGCCCUGGGCCUACUGCAAUAACCCUUGGAACACGCCCGACUGUGCUGGUGUACUGGACACCUCCAACCUCACCAAUGGCUCCUGGCCUGCUGCCCUGCCCAGCAACCUAUCCCACCCACUCAACCACACCCUGCAGAGGACCAGCCCCAGUGAGGAGUACUGGAGGCUCUAUGUACUGAAGCUGUCAGACGACAUCGGGAACUUUGGGGAGGUGCGGCUGCCCCUCCUCGGCUGCCUUGGUGUCUCCUGGGUGGUCGUCUUUCUCUGCCUCAUCCGAGGGGUCAAGUCUUCAGGGAAAGUGGUGUACUUCACGGCCACUUUCCCCUAUGUGGUGCUGACCAUCCUGUUUGUGCGUGGAGUGACCCUGGAAGGAGCCUUCACGGGUAUCAUGUACUACCUGACCCCACAGUGGGACAAGAUCCUGGAGGCCAAGGUAUGGGGAGAUGCUGCCUCCCAGAUCUUCUACUCACUGGGCUGUGCGUGGGGCGGGCUCAUCACCAUGGCUUCCUACAACAAGUUCCACAACAACUGUUACCGGGACAGUAUCAUCAUCAGCAUCACCAACUGUGCCACCAGCGUCUAUGCUGGCUUCGUCAUUUUCUCCAUUCUUGGCUUCAUGGCCAAUCACCUGGGUGUGGAUGUGUCCCGUGUGGCAGAUCACGGCCCUGGCCUGGCCUUUGUGGCUUACCCUGAGGCCCUCACACUGUUGCCCAUUUCCCCACUGUGGUCCCUGCUCUUCUUCUUCAUGCUCAUCUUGCUGGGGCUGGGCACUCAGUUCUGCCUCCUAGAGACACUGGUCACAGCCAUUGUGGACGAGGUGGGGAAUGAAUGGAUCCUACAGAAAAAGACCUAUGUGACCUUGGGUGUGGCUGUGGCUGGCUUCCUACUGGGCAUCCCCCUCACCAGCCAGGCAGGAAUCUACUGGCUACUGCUGAUGGACAACUACGCAGCCAGCUUUUCCUUGGUCAUCAUCUCCUGCAUCAUGUGUGUGUCCAUCAUGUACAUCUAUGGGCACCGGAACUACUUCCAGGACAUCCAGAUGAUGCUGGGGUUCCCACCACCCCUCUUCUUCCAGAUCUGCUGGCGCUUUGUCUCUCCAGCUAUCAUCUUUUUUAUUCUCAUCUUCACGGUGAUCCAGUACCGGCCAAUCACCUAUAACCACUACCAGUACCCAGGCUGGGCUGUGGCCAUUGGCUUCCUCAUGGCCCUGUCCUCUGUCAUCUGCAUCCCACUCUACGCCCUGUUCCAGCUCUGCCGUACAGAUGGGGACACCCUUCUCCAGCGUUUGAAAAAUGCCACAAAGCCAAGCAGAGACUGGGGCCCUGCCCUUCUGGAGCACCGGACUGGGCGCUAUGCCCCCACCAUAGCCCCCUCUCCUGAAGAUGGGUUUGAGGUCCAGCCGCUUCACCCAGACAAGGCCCAGAUCCCCAUUGUGGGCAGUAACAGCUCUAACCGCCUCCAGGACUCCCGAAUAUGAGCACAGCUGCAGGGGAGUGGCCCCACCCUACCCCGUGCUCCCACCACAGACUGGGGAGGCAGUGGACAGGUGUCACCACCUGCCCCAUCAUGCCCUGGCCAGGAUGGCUGCUGUCCACUUGGCCACCACUGCUAGUGCAGUCAUUUGUGCUUGUGUCCCCAGUGUUUACAUGUCCUUCGGAUGCCAAGGGGGUAGAGAAGCUGUGGGGGGACUGCAGGGGGGCCCAAAGCACUUUGGAGGGAUCUUGGGCCAGGUCCCCAGAGGCCUACCAGCCUUUAUAAUGGCCUGUGAUACCCUCACACUCUGCCCUGAGCUGAGGUUCUGGGCUGGCCCUCCGACCUGUCCUCCCUGGGCCUCCAGCCUUGUGACCAGUGUUCCUGCCCUCAGAACAGACCCCAGCCUCUGCCCAGGCAAAUCUGGAUCUUCCUACCUGGCAGGUUAAAGGGCUGGGGAGCUGCACAGUGUUACCUGUCAGACGUACCACCCAGCCCUGUUUAUCUGUGUAAUUAUUUUUGUAAAGAUUGUAUCUGUGGUUGCUACCCCUGCCCCCAGCCUUGGGUCCAAUCUGUCUUCCAGGCCUGCUUGCACCUCACUCAGCUGCUCCAGGGUCUGUGUCCCUCAUUCCAGCCCUGGAUAUGGGGCCCACCCAGCAGAGGCUGUGACCCAGCAGCCUGCCCAAAGCACUUGUUUCAGGAGGGCAGGGGUGGAGGCUGCUCAGCAGGAGGUGUGAGCUCAGAGCCCUUGGGAAGGAGACCCUGCACGACAGCCCUUUGCCCUCCCUCCACCAGGCUAAAAGCCCAGUCUUCCCAGACGUGUUGCCCUCAUUCAUGUGCCAAAUGGCCCCAGCCCACAUGUUCCAUCCUCCUCUGGAGCCAAAGCUCCUCUCAAGGCCUGCAGUGUCCAUUUGUCCGUCCUCCGUGCCCUCUGUGCAGUGACAGCCCCAGUCAAGCCGUGUCUAAUCCUUUGUAGCAAUAAUGGUGCACUGCCUGCCCCUGCCCAUCGUGCACCACUAGGAUUUUAAAGUCCAUAGAUUUUAAUGAAAUUUCUAUUCCUGUCUC
Ictidomys tridecemlineatus (thirteen-lined ground squirrel) is the source of this 3327-nucleotide messenger RNA. Lineage: Eukaryota; Metazoa; Chordata; Mammalia; Rodentia; Sciuridae. The record is from RefSeq and is a predicted model, not a curated record.